Messenger RNA from Colletotrichum abscissum, 2334 nucleotides. Its product is annotated as calcium/proton exchanger. Gene Ontology annotation, cellular component: membrane. Bases 1 to 2334 code for a protein of 777 amino acids. Gene Ontology annotation, molecular function: calcium:proton antiporter activity. The record is from RefSeq and is a predicted model, not a curated record. NCBI's taxonomy places the organism in Eukaryota, Fungi, Ascomycota, Sordariomycetes, Glomerellales, Glomerellaceae. The transcript is spliced from 6 exons. Gene Ontology annotation, biological process: calcium ion transmembrane transport; intracellular calcium ion homeostasis.
AUGAAGAAAGCCUCCUCUGAUCCCCCCAAUAUAGACACCAGAGGCUCUGGCGCAGCAGGAUCAGCGCAUGGCGUCCGUCGCAGCUCCUCGAACCGAUCCCACGGCAAUUCGGCAAACAUAGUCACCGACUCAAUAGACUUGUCCAGCAAGUCUUCUCUUCCCGCUACCCAGCGCAACAAUACGUUCGACACCACGGCUUCUACUACCAAUAGCAGUAAUGGCGUCGCCAAUGGCGUCUCCUCUCACAUCACGAGCUCUUCUGCGAGCAACAACCUCACCCUCACAUACCCGGACGACAUCAAUGAGAAAACAAGUCCCCGCGACCUCGAGGAUGUUGCUAUAUCUUCGAAAACUUCGCGGCAGGGGGCUGUCGUAGACGAGGAGGGUGCUUUGAAGAAGAAUCAAACUCCCGAACAGAGGCAGAAACCUGGCGUCUUUGCCCGCUUCUACCUCACGUGUAAAAUGAUCCUGUUCCACAGCUGGGUCAACGUGCUCCUCGUCUUCGUCCCCGUAGGCAUCAUCACAAAAGCCCUCGGCGUGAGCCCCGGCAUCGUCUUCGCAAUGAAUGCCAUCGCCAUCAUUCCACUCGCUGGCCUGCUCAGCCACGCCACCGAGUCCGUCGCCAGCAAGCUUGGUGACACCAUUGGCGCCCUCCUGAACGUGACUUUCGGCAAUGCCGUCGAACUGAUUAUCUUCAUCGCGCUUGUCAAGGAUGAAAUUCGCAUUGUUCAGGCGUCCCUCCUAGGCUCUAUUUUGGCCAACUUGCUGCUCAUUUUGGGCAUGUGCUUCUUCCUCGGUGGCUUGCGCUUCCGAGAGCAGAUCUACAAUAGCACCGUCACGCAGAUGAGUGCUUGUCUGCUUAGUUUGAGUGUCAUCAGUUUGGUGCUUCCUACUGCCUUCCACGCUUCAUUUCAAAACACCUUCAAGGCUGAGGAUGAGACUCUCAAGAUUAGUCGUGGUACCAGUGUGGUCCUCCUAUUGGUAUACAUCUUGUACCUCCUGUUCCAGUUGAAGUCUCAUGCCUACAUGUACGAGUCUACACCGCAACACAUUGUGGAUGCUGAGUCCGCUCCUGGCCCGGCCAUUGGUUUCUUCGACUCUUCCAGUUCUGAAGAUAGCUCCGACUCCGACUCCGAUUCAGAUGCUUCUGACAGCUCUGGAGGCACUGUACGCAAGACAAUGAGAAAGGUCAUGCGCGCCGGUAGAAGGCGCAAGUCUAGUGUGGUUUCUGUCAACACCGACGGUCUCCCCCGUACCCGUAACUCCUCUGUCGGUACAACUCACGGCUCUGAAGGAUCCGCCAGUCGUCCAGCCAUUCCUCGCUUCAACUCUGUCGGUAGCGAUGAGGCCGUUGAGGAAGACAGGUCUCGUAAGCACAGAAAGCAUCGUAGACGUCAUCACAAGCAUCAGAAGAAGUCCAAGAAGGCCUCCCGGAACAACCUUGUCGAUGUUGAAGGCCAUGAGCCUUUGACCAGCAGCGCUCAAGCGGGUGAACCCCGCCGUCUGGACUUUGCCGAUCAACCCGCUGGCCCCUCGGAGCCGACCGAUACCACUCAAGCCGCCAAGAGUCGCCCAGUGUCUGGCCUUCGCGGGCUGUCGAUUAAGAACUUCGCCCCCGCUGUCUUCACCACACCCGACGAGACCCCAUCCGCCGGCCCCGCUGCCCCGGCCGGCCCAGUCCCCCGAGUCCGUUUCGGUAUCCGCCGUACCAACUCCUUGCCUGACCGUCUCAACCAGUAUGGGAACGUUCGCCCCCCCGGAGGAGUAUUCCCCGCCCAGAUUCCUGGUGUCGCAACUGUCAACAGUGGUCUGAGUGCCAAGGACGAGACUGCCGACAAUGAUCACCUAUCCCGCACUGCUGCCGUCCUUCUUCUGCUCUUCUCCACCGCCCUUGUCGCCGUCUGCGCCGAGUUCCUUGUCGACUCCAUUAACGAGGUUGUCAAGACCAGUCCUCUUGGCGAGAUCUUCAUCGGCCUCAUUAUCCUCCCCAUUGUUGGCAACGCAGCAGAGCACGUCACGGCCGUCACUGUCGCUAUGAAGAAUAAGAUGGACCUGGCCAUUGGUGUUGCCGUUGGUAGCUCCAUCCAGAUCGCCCUCUUCAUCACGCCCAUUGUCGUCAUCAUCGGUUGGGCUAUGGACCGCGAUAUGUCGCUGUACUUUACCUUGUUCGAGACAGUCUGCUUGUUCGUUUCAGCUUUCAUUGUCAACUUCCUGGUACUCGACGGAAGGAGCAACUACCUUGAGGGCGCUUUGUUGUGUGCAACAUACAUCAUUAUCGCUGUGGUUGCUUUCUUCUACCCCAACUCGGACGAGGCGAGCUCCUUCGGCGCCUGA